UCCUGCACGGCACAGCUACAGGUCGCUCUGAGCUCAGCACAGGUGUGACUGCGUCUGUAUGCGGACACCGUCUCUGCCUGUUAAUCAUCUCCCUGCUGCAGCCCUUUUAUCGCAGACAUUUGACUGCUGCUGAGCGCCCAUCUUGGUCAGUUUCACUGUAUUAGCACCUUGGGAUCAUCUCCAAUAGACCAGAUCGGGUACAAGCAAAGUUUGCAUCUACAACUGGCCAGAACAAUGAAUUUUGAUGAAAUUCUGAGUAGAAUUGGAGGCUUUGGGAAGUUCCAGAAGCUCUUGUACGUUUGGAUCUGUAUACCUCAGAUCUUCUUGGCGUUCCACAUGCUGGUGUCUGUAUUUACCGGAGCCGUUCCUCCUCAUCUGUGCCGCUCUGCUUGGCCCUCAGCGGACACCCCCGCCACCUUGAACUUCAGCCUUCUGAGCGGCCCUGACAGCCGUCCUGAACUCUCCUGCACCAUGGCCUCGAACCACAGCGGCGCUGCAGCCGGCGGAGACGGACACCCCGCCGUGAGCUGCCAGGGUGGCUGGGAGUACAGCACGGAGACAUUCCAUAGCACCAUAGCAACUGAGUGGGACCUGGUCUGUUCCAACGCCAGCCUCAACAAUGUUGGCUCGUCCAUCUACAUGUUCGGACUCCUGGUCGGAGCUGUUCUGUUCGGUCACUUGGCCGAUAAAUAUGGCCGCCGAAUCAUCAUCCUCAUCAGCCUGGCCAUCCAAGCCACCUUUGGUGUCGCUGCUGCUUUCGCUCCAAACUUCUACGUCUACACCGCCCUGCGCUUCAUGGUCGGAACAUCCAUCUCCGGCGUCAUCAUGAACGCCUUUGUUUUAGGUACGGAGUGGACGGGCCUGAGGAAGCGCAUGCUGGCUGGUAUCAUCACAGACUACUUCUUCGGCUUUGGGUACAUCAUACUGGCCGGUGUGGCGUACCUCAUAAGAGACUGGCGGAAGCUACAGCUGGCUAUAUCUGCACCUGGCUUCCUCUUCAUCGUCUACAUUUGGGUUCUGCCUAAAUCAGCUCGCUGGUUGAUGGCCAACGACAGGAACGAGGAAGCAUGGGAAGUGAUCCUGAAGGCAGCAGAGAUGAAUGGGAAACCAAUCAGCAAGGACCUGGAGAUGUGUCAGGUUUAUCAGACUGAUGAGAAAAGCGUGCUGAAGAAAAAACAUUCCUUCAUUGACCUUGUUCGAACCCCAACAAUGAGGAAGCGCUCCCUGAUUGUCUUUUAUCUUUGGUUCGUCAACGUCCUCGUUUACUACGGCCUGUCCCUCAACAUUUCCGACUUUGGAAUGAACAUCUUCUUAACCCAGAUGAUCUUUGGCCUGGUGGAGAUGCCUGCACGCACCAUCACACUGUUCACCCUCAACCGCUCACGCAAGUUCUCUCAGCUGGCUUUUCUGGUAGUGGGAGGGACUGCCUGCCUUCUAACUACCUGCAUCCCCAACGACUUGCCCAUUGUCAGAACAGUGCUGGCCAUGGUGGGGAAGUUUGGGAUCACGGCGUCUCUGUCGAUCAUUUAUGUCUACUCAGCUGAAGUAUUUCCAACUGUGAUCAGGCAAAACGGGAUCGGUAUAGGAUCCAUGUGUGCGCGAAUCGGAGGUGUUCUGGCUCCCAUGAUGUACCUUUUGAGAAACAUCAAUCCUCAUGCUCCCAUGAUUCUCUCUGGCCUGUGUCCGCUCCUGGGAGCUGGAUUGACCCUGCUACUUCCUGAGACGGCCAACAAGCCUCUGCCUGACACGAUCGAGGACAUUGAGGGAGAGAGCCUCAGUGAUGCAGAGGACUGUGUGAAGGCGGGCAUCUUUGAUCCCAGGACCGUUCCCGUGGAAACCCCCAGGACUGACUAGCACCCCAGCACCAGCUGAUGCAUUUCAUGCGGCAUUCAGUAUUGUUCCAUUCACGUUUUUUUUUAAGACAUACGUCUUUGCCUCCAGUGGAAGCCUCAGUUAGACUUUGUGUUUAUGGGUCUUUACAAGCUACCCAAACUCUAAAACUCUUUAAAAAAAAUCGGUUUGUGUGAAAGUAUUUUUCCUCUUCCUUGAUCAUUCUUGUAUGACUGUUUUUUUAUGCAGCCUUUACUCUUGUUCCAGUGUGUUAUCUUUAUUGUAUAUGUUAGAAUGUGGCACUCUGGUGAAGAUGUCUAAAGUCCUAGAAUACAAAUGUGUCUAUUGCAGUAGCUUAUUCUCACAAUGAAAGAUGUAGAAAAAUGGAACCUUUAAUUUUAUGAUGUUCAUUCAUUCAUUGGGGGGAGGGGGGAUUAAUCUUAGGAAAUUGUUUCUACAAUCUCUCCUGCGGCCCAAUUGUUACCACUCCGGCUACCAAUAUUUUGUACUGUGUUGUUUUACCAGGACAGCCCUUGGUCUCUAAUGGUAGAGGCGACAAAAGUUUUAUUUAAAACCAUGGGGUUCAUGAUGCCGUGUACUCUAACACAUUUCUCAGUGCCUUUAGAUCAGUGGUUCCCCACCCUGGUUCCCCAGUACACCUGUCCUGUAUGUCUCAGACGUGUCUCUGCUUCCCACCUGAUUUAAAUGGUUGCAUGACCUCCUCUGCAUGCAACCAAGGUCUGCAGCAGUCUCCUAAUCACCCUCACCUUUAAUUCAGGUGUGUGGCAGCAAGGAAAGGCCUAAAACAUGCCUGGGCAGGGGUACUUGAGGACUAGGGUUGGGUGCCACAGUUUUAGAUGACAAACAGGCCCACAGCAUCUCAGAGCCUUCACCAUACUCAACAUCUGAAAUGUCCAUCUCUUUCUUGGCUUCAUCUUUUGUUUCGCACUCAACCCACUAAAGGUGUUGGUACAAAAAAUUCAAUCUUAAUCUCAAAGCAUACAGCUCUAGUGAAAGUCCCCGCACACCCCACAUGUUUUCAGUUGUGAUGGUAGGAUAGGACUUUUUUUGUUGUUUUUCUUUUCAAGCACCUUUCCCAAACGAGUGCAGUGGUUGCCACUGAGAUCUAUUGUGUUCAAGAUGCCACUCUUGGCUGCAGUUCUCCAGUAGUGAGAGGUUUAGAUUUUUACACCUUUUGACCAUCAUGCUUCCUGUGUGUUGUGGCUAAAUGAAUCUGGGUCCUGGUCCAGCCUCCUGGAAAUUGGCCUUUGUGUGACAUCAUAUUUAUCCCCCAGGAAAACUGAAAGUCAUUGAUUGCUAAGAAGUUCCUGGAAUGUCUGGUCAACGUAAAACGUAAUGAAGUAUAAAUAAUGACCAUGGUUUUGCUUUAAAGGGAUUGUUAGGGAAGCCGAUAAUUGUGUUGCUGAUGAUUUGGUUGAAAAAAAUUAUUCCUCAACAUGGGGUUUAUAAGCGCUGUAUUUUUCAACAUUUCUGUGUGUGAGAGAGAUUGCUCGGCUGCUUUAAAAGAUAAUUCAACCUGUUACCAAAUCUUUACAGGGGUGCCAUUAUUUUUGUUAAAUUUUUUUACACUCUAAAAGUCUAAUUUAUCCGUGUAUGUACAACAAAUAUCCUCAAGUAGGUGGAGAAUUGUCUCGUGGCAAGUUGGUGAUGUCUGAAGCCACAUGGCUAUAAAAGGGGCAGAUAAGAACCCUCCUGUGGCAUUGUUUUGUGUUUUUAGGCCUUUUGGGACCACAGUGCAAACUGAAAAGGCAAAGCCGACAUAGUUUCACCUCACAACUCUGUCCUGGUGUGAGGAAACGGUUCAUGUCUAACAGUAUUGUUCGGAUAAUGCUUUGUGUGUCAGUUGAGUCUCCUUCACAAGAACUCUCAUGAUCUUGAUCACAGGUGUCCAAACUUUUUAGCCACUUGGGCCAAAAUUGGAAUAUACAAUUACUCAUGGGAUGAAAGGAAAUCUUAUCAUUUUUGAAACAUUAAGAAAUUGUAUUAGUUUUUUUCAGCAGCUCAAAAAUGUACUUAGCAUACAAUAUUUUGAUAAAAAAAAUAAAGCAGUCACUUUUUAGUGGGAAAGUGAUGUACAUUCACUAUUGUAAACCAUUGCAGAUCCAAAACUUAAAACUUUAAACUUUUGAGUAUUUCAAUAAUAAAAGAAAGACAUCCAGUUAGAAAUUCAUCUGAGCUGAAUUAAGAAAAGAAAUAAAUGGAAACUGACUAUUCACAGCAACAAGAACAGGAUUUAGUUAAUUCUUUCUUUGAAAAUGACUGCUUUAUCUGCCCAAGUUAAAAUAAUUCAUUAAAAGCAGCUAUUCAGGGCCUCAAAGUCUGUUUUUGAGUAAAAGUCAUUGGAUGUGGUCCUAUUUUGUAUGAAAAUUAAAGAGGAUAAUAAAAGCAUGGUUAUUGAAGACAAAAUGCUUUGUGCCUAAAAUAUUCCAUUGAAAGAAAAGGAAGAAAAUAUAAGAACAUUUCCUGGUAAUCAUUUUACCCUAAUUUAAAAAAAAA
Molecule: messenger RNA, 4347 nt
Organism: Fundulus heteroclitus (mummichog)
Lineage: Eukaryota; Metazoa; Chordata; Actinopteri; Cyprinodontiformes; Fundulidae
Exons: 10
Coding region: 235-1854 (539 amino acids)
Biological process (GO): transmembrane transport
Cellular component (GO): membrane
Molecular function (GO): transmembrane transporter activity
Source: RefSeq, a predicted model, not a curated record